AUGGCCACCAACUGGUUCGCGGGCGCUCCCUUCGGGGUGCAGAGCCACAGGUUUGACGUCUCCGCUGUCUAUCCCAACCAGAAGAAGUUCAGCACCUUCACGGAGGCCACGUACUCCAGGGUUUACUCUGUGGACGUGUCCCACACAGGACCUGGGACCUAUGGCUGCAAGGAGACCUGCUUCAGCAUCAAGAAGUUGAAGAAGGAGGUGGGCACAGGCUGGGCCAAGGCCCAGGAAGCCCCCCGGCUGACACAGCUGCCCUACUUCCAGUACUGGGCCAUCAUGAAAGAGAAGCGGCAGCCCCUGGGGCCCCACCCUGCCCUACCGCUGAAGGAAGAGCUGGGGCCUGGCUCCUACAACUCCAAAGACUUCUUAGAAGAGUUGCAGGAGAAACCGGGAAGCUCUGGGGAGGUUCGCUUCCGAGGACUCAUUGGGGAUGGGACUCUAAUGGAGGAAUUUUAGGCAUCCACCAGAAGGUUGGAGAAGACCCCU
Molecule: messenger RNA, 492 nt
Organism: Balaenoptera ricei (Rice's whale)
Lineage: Eukaryota; Metazoa; Chordata; Mammalia; Artiodactyla; Balaenopteridae
Gene: CIMAP2
Product: ciliary microtubule associated protein 2
Exons: 5
Coding region: 1-462 (153 amino acids)
Source: RefSeq, a predicted model, not a curated record